This is a messenger RNA of Chironomus riparius, 1066 nucleotides long. Lineage: Eukaryota; Metazoa; Arthropoda; Insecta; Diptera; Chironomidae. The record is from the annotation of a GenBank genome assembly.
CAAAAAGACGUAAACAAUUUUAUUUCCAGUAUGUUUGAUACAGAAAAAUUGGAAGAUAUUCCAGCAAAGAAAAUAUCAACUGAAGUAACUGCUGAUAUGGUGAAAAUUUCUUUAAAAUCUGAUCCGUCAAAGUUCUGCAUAAUGCCUCAAAAGUACGUCGAACAAGAUUUGGAAAGAAUCAAAAAUAUGGAAAUUUUUGAAGAUGAUAUUUGGGUUGUAACUUAUCCGAAAUGCGGCACAACAUGGACUCAAGAGAUGAUUUGGAUGAUCAACAACAAUCUUGACUACGAGACAUCAUCCAAAGUGCAACUUAGUGAUAGGUUUCCAUUUUUGGAAUGGAGCGGAAUAAUCAAAAAUUUUACAAUCGAUACUUUUGCUGAGUGUGAAAAUCAAUCACGUCCUCGUUACAUUAAGUCUCAUCUUCCAUUAUUUCUCCUGCCUGAUCAAUUGUGGACUGUUAAGCCUAAGAUAAUUUAUGUCGCUAGAAACCCAAAGGACACUGUAGUUUCAUGGUUCCAUCAUCAUCGACAUUUACAUUGCUAUCAAGGAACAAAGGAAGACUUCAUUGAAGCAUUUGUUAAAGAUUUAAUGCUUUAUUCACCAAUGAAUGAUCAUAUUCUUGAUUUCUGGAAGAUCCGUGAUGAAUCAAAUAUUUUGUUCCUGUUUUUUGAAGACAUGAAGAGAAACUUGGACCAAGAAGUCAAAAAAGCAAUGAAGUUUUUGAAUAAAAAUUAUUCACAAGAAGAAGUUGACAAGCUUUGCAAGCACUUGUCAUUCGACUCAAUCAAAGACAACAAAAUGAUAAAUAAGAAAGAAGAAAUCAGGAUGUUGAAGGAGUCAGCUGGAGAAAAAUUUGACCCGAAUGAGUUUAGCUUUGUCAGGAAAGGACAAGUUGGUGGAUACAAGAAAGAAUUGUCAGCUGGGGAAAAUGAAAUCCUUGAUGAUUAUUUGAAAUGUCUAAAAUUUAAAGAUUUUGAUUUUGAAUAUAAAUUUUAAAUAACUUUUCUGAUUGACAGUCCAAGAGAUUGAUUUUUAAAAUAAAAUAAUUUUUUUGUUUCUAAUUUAA